AUGCUUAAUAUUGCAGUGAUGGAGCAAGAGUUAAAGUGUCCUUUAUGUCGAGGGUUACUGGUCGACCCCAUACUGUUACAGUGUUCUCACAGUUACUGUAGAGAAUGCGCGAUGAAAGCGCUUCAGAAGACGACUUCUGCUGUCUCUCCACCUUGUUCUAGCAGUUCUGGUAAGUUUUUAGGUAUAAAUAAAAUUUAAACGGUGUUUUCUUCUUACGAUUUUGUUUUUGAAUUGUUUAACUUUUUCUAUUUUAUGCUUUUUUACUCAGUUUUUGAUGUUUCUUACCUAAAAUUUACGUUCUCAAUCUUUUCAGCCAGUGAUACGGCCUCAAUUUGCAUAUCAGACCCUGACCAGGAGUGCGAUAAGUUGAGUAUGGUGAGCGAGACCGACUCCGGUGUUUGUAUAUACAACAAUGGCGCAAAUGGCAACUCUAGCAAAGGUAAUAAACGGGUAUUCUCAGGUCACCUUAGAAGCCUUAUCGCUGUCGCUCAUCGCAAACAUUCUAAAAUGUUUUUUCAGGCUCAAGGCCAAGCAGUUUUUUGGGGUCGCUUCCGAGUUCUUCUACGCCAUCGUCACGGCUACACUCAUUAAUAACACCGCUCACGACCGGACAUACCAUCGUAUGUGAUAAAUGUCAGAAGACAUCGUUCUUCGCCGACGAGUCGGCUGUCACUAAUCAGGCCGCGAAUCUGGCCAUAAAACGACUGGUUGAUAGGUUCAGAAAGACACAGCUGACUAACAGUGAUACAGUAGGGUCUAAUACAGUAGCUGCACCAUCGUGCUGUCAGUGGUGUGAGGAUGGGAAGCAGAAUGAAGCUACUUUAUAUUGUGAACCGUGUGGCUACUUCUACUGUGUAGAUUGUCAGCCAGUCAUUCAUCCUCCCAGGGGUCCCUUGAAGGACCACAAGUUUGUCGCGGCCGAUAGUAUUGUCAAGAAGUAAGUUUUGUUUCAGUAUGAUAGACGUAUGUUUUUUGAACUAACCGGCUAUUCAAAGUUCUGAUAUCAAGACAUGAAUAUCUUUAUCAAAAAGUUUGUCGAGAAUUAAAGACUAACACAAGAAGAAUACAGCUCGAAUUUCAUUAAAAUUUUAUAGAAAAGUGUUGGCACAGCACGAGCCCGUGGAAGAGCACCGAUGUGACAGUCAUCCGGACGAAGUGCUGACAAUGUACUGUUCGACAUGUAGCGUGUCAUUGUGUUGUCAGUGUAUUCAGGCAUCGCGUCAUCUGACGCAUCAAGUCCAGUCUCUCGCGACUACAGUAAAGACCAAAAAGGUAAGACAAAAGUUGGAAAAAAGUUGGAGGGAAAUGCCGCGCAUAAGUUAUGGGGUUUACUGUAUACCGAGGUUUAAUAUUUUACGGUUUAUGUUGUGACAGUUUUAUACAAAAGUUGGUUGAGGGAGCUGAAUUGCAUAUUAAAGUAGCUAUUGGAUUUCAUUUCAGAUUUAAAAUUGAAUUAAAAAGUUUAAACAGUGAAUAGUAAUAGGCUCAGUUAAGUAUAUUAUACUCAAGAUGAAGUAGUUAUUCCAAAUUGAUUUUUAUGUAAAUUUACGUCUUUCAAAUCUCAGGAGAAUCCUUUUUUCAUUAAAGUACUCUCAUUAAGGACGAGCGUUGUAAUUGCAUCAGCCUCUGCCGAAAGGCGUUCCUUCCAGGCGGAUGGUUUCUUUAAUUAAGCUCAAAUAUGGUGGCAGAUUAGAGGGUGCGCGAAAGCCGAUCUUGAUUUGACACUUGACCGGUCGAAUAGCUGAUUUGUCACUCUUUGCUAAAUGAAGGCCAGCCAUUAGAUUAAAGCCUUGCUUUGACACUUUUCCGAUCAAACUUCUAUGUUAAUAUAGCGCAGUCAAAUGCAAUGUAUAAAAUUAAAAUUUUGAGUUAUUUCGACCUGUCGAAUGUGAUUCUGGACUAUAAUAUCACAUAUAAGGUUAUGGUUGACGCGUUCUCUUAGCCGAAUGCUCACAUUGACACUUCAGACCGGUCGAUGUGUCACCGCUGACCAUGCCUGCCCAUCCAUUACUCUUUGAUAGGCUAAUUCGGGACAGCCCGUUGACAGAUCCUCAGCUGGGCCAAAGACAAAACGGCGCGGAAUCAAUUAAGCCUUUCACAUGCAUUUAUUUUUUGCGCCAAAUGUUUUUGCUCACCACGAAACCUGACACCUGCAGCUUCCCGCAGGUGUAAUCCAAGAACAUGUCGCUACUACCUGCGGGGGGUUGUCUGACCUGACCCUUUAAUACCAUUAAUGAAUGUUUUGACGUUUUAAGAAUCAAACUAUGAUUGAUGUGACUUUUUGUCACUAUACUACUGUCUUUAUGAAUCUUUGGUACUGUAAUCCCUUGAAUCUUUGAUCCUUUAAUAGACAGUAACCUCAUGACAUCUUAUGAGCUUUGACACUACAAUAUUAUAAUUAUAUGACCCCAUAAUAAUAUUAGAAAGAUGUUAUCGUUGAGGUCGCCAGGCUUACCGCAGGGAUUAGGAGCAGAAGUCGUAUUCGAUAUCGAGCUGGCAUUAGAUCUGACUUUGAGUAACAACUUGCAUAAUCAUUAGCAGACUGCCAUUUCUAAAAUAUGAUUCUUUGUCUUUCGACUGCAAACUAACGAUAAUGGUUGUUUUGGCAUAAAAAACAUCUUGGAAGAGUUAUAUCUUGUUCGAGCUGCAAAUUGGGGCAGAUUUAGUAUAUUUUAGGUAACAUCUAUCUAAAAAUAGUGUUGAAACCACAGUAAUCUUAAUGAUGAGUAUUCAUUUCGAGACAUUUAUGUGCAAAUCAGAUUUCUUUGGAUGAAUUAUGCAAAAUUCCGACACGUCUAAUGCAUUCUCUCUCAUCCCCAAAUCCUCUGCCGGCACGCAGCCAAGGUCGAGGCAAAAACGGCAUAUUGUUCUUGUUGCCUGAAGCAAGAAGACGGAGUCGGUGGAGCGUGCGAUUCUGGAAUGGACAGAUUUAAUUGGGAUCACGGGCGCAAUUGUGCGGACCAUAAUUGCACUGCUUUUCGCGCGCUUUCCCUGCGGGCAUGUCAUUGUUUGACGAGACAAUCGGGUGACAUAGCCAAGUCAUAAUCAAGACUUGUCGCGGCUCUAAGGCUUGUCGCGACUCUAAGGCUUGUCGCGACUCUAAGGCUUGUCCUGUUUUCAGGGCUUCUAUUAAGCCUUAUAACAAGGCUUGUCGCAUAAUCAAGUCAUGUCCAAUCAUUCUGUUCUUAAUCCGGAAAUCCGAUUCCGCUGAUCGGCAGCUGUCCAUCGCUCAUUGUGUCCGGCCAAUUUGUUCGGAAUGACAUAAUACCACCACGAGAUACGACCGCGCGGCCUUCUGUUUGUUAUCCGCGCUUCUCGGGUUUACUAUGGCUUCAGGUGGCGGCUAGCCGCUUUGAUCCUGACGGCCAUAAACCUCGGAGGCCGCGGCCACAACACCCAAUUAAACGGGCAUAUCUUGUUAAUAAAGCUGUACACAUCGGAUUAAUACGACAUAAGACACCUGUCACUUUAAAUUAAUUCAAAAAAGUUUUUAAAAAAUGUGUUUCGGCUGGGUUACGGUAUUGAAAGGGGUUUUUUGGUUUAGGAUAGGGAAAUAUAUUGUUAUUGGACAGUUUUCUUAUGUGAGGUUGAAAAAAGCAAACACAUAAACAGUAAAAUAACAUAAAGAAGUAUAACAUAAACAACAUAUUAAACUUUUUAAUUUGGUCAAAAAGUAAAUAGAAAAAUUUAAAAUUGAUUAAAAUAAAGAAACCUUGAGACAAAAGGCAUCAAACCAAAUUACAAUUGUAAAAAACAGUUUUUAUAAAAGAACUUUACAGAGUGAACUAUCGAGAGUCUUACAAGAACUGUCAGAGAAGGCCAAGAAGGCAUCAGAAGACAUUAACAUCAUGAGACGGCUACACCAAGUUGUAGAUGUAAGUAUAAUAGUUUUUCUCACAGACUUGUACAGUUUACUAUCAUUGCCCAACAUAAAAGUUAACAUUAUGUAAAAUUGAGUUUUUUGCAUAUUAUGUUAUUUUAGCACCAUAUUUCAAUCAUUUUUUACAGAGUAACUGCCUGGAAUUCCAAACCGGCUUGAACGUCCAAAUCGACCUGUUGAUUCAAAGCCUGGAAGAGCGACGCGCCAAAUUAUUAGAAUUCGUGACAAUGGAAAAGGAACGGAAACAUCGAACUCUGAAAGAACAAGUGGCCAAAUGUGUUGGCCAUCUCAACAAUACCACGGCCUUGAUUCAGUUCUGCAUCGAGGUGCUGAAAGAGCCGGACCCCAUCGCCUAUUUGCAUGUAAUUACUUUAAUUGCCGGGUUAUUGUAGGCGCGAAUUCAAAUUUGAAAGUGUUUUAGGGUCACAAUGACAUAUGGUAUAUAGGAUAUUAACAUAGAUAACUUAAGAUUUAUAUUAAAGUAAAUUAGUCAAGAAAGCCUAAACAUUUAUUACAGAUAGAUCAUGCUCUAUAUCAUCGAGCUACAGAAGUGGACUUUCUAUGGAGUAAAAACAUGUCGACCAAACCUGAAGUAAACACAGAAUUUGUGUAUAAUAUUGAUCUGAAGCAAGUUCAAACUACUAUUCAAUCUGUGGAGUUUGUUCAAUUACAAGGUAAGUCUGAGGAUUACUUAACUUUAUAUUAUUCAUACAGGCUUAAUGCGAAGACCAUAUUCUGGGGAUAAUGAGAAAGGUAACCGGUGUAGUAGUGUGGUUGGUCUGAUGUAGUAGUACUGUAUUUUCAAAUGUUGUUUUGUGAAGGAUUUAGUUAUAAAGAAGUAAAAUCAGUACUUUGGCUAUAAUAUCUGAAAUUACGUAAUGUAUAAAAAUAAUUUUUUGUCGAUACUAGAUGUAUUUAGUAUAACAUUGUUAUCUAAAACAACCCUUUUUUGAUUUGUCAGAGCCCACUGUAUAGUCAGCACAUAAAAAAAUUAUAAUUUGCAAGCACAAUAUUGCGGGAUACUGUAGGAUUUUAAUUAAAACUGGUCGAUUUAGCGCCGCCGCGGCCGUAUUUCCUGGCUAAUGAGUGUUCGGCCGAAAACAAUUCGGUUGUUUUGACUUGGGAUUGUCCUCAGAAUGGACAAUCAGUGGACGGCUUCGUAUUGGAGUUGGACAGUGGGAAGGAUGACGGUCGCUUCAAGGAGGUCUACAGAGGGCCGGACCUAUCGUGCACAAUAGAUGGACUCCACUUCAACACCCUUUACAACGCCAGGCUGAAGGCAUUCAACGCGGCUGGAGAAAGUGGCUACAGCGAACCUAUUUGUCUACAGACGGCUCCAGGUAGGUAUUGUUUUAUUGGUAAAGUUUUGGCACUUUCAUUUUACCUACUAUUGUUUAUUGACGUCUUUUUUGAAGUAGAUCAUCUACUAUAAUGUGCAUUUUAGUUGCCUGGUUUCAACUCUGUAAAUCAGUCUCCCAGACCGACGUUACCCUAUCAAAUCAAUGUUCUACUGUAAGCGGAACCUCUCUUGACUACUCUGUCGUUCUUGGCACGGUAGCUUUCAGUCGAGGCGUUCAUUACUGGGAGAUUACGGUGGAUCGACUGGACAUCAACACUGAUAUUGUAGUAGGUGUAGCUCAACCAAGUGUGGAUCGCCACAAGAUUCUGGGCAAAGAUAUUCAUGGCUGGGCCAUGUAUCUGGACAUACGACGAUCUUGGUUCUUCCACAACGGCGAUCAUCACGGUCGCACGGAAGAGGGAGUAAACGAAGGAGAAGUUAUCGGUGUACGAUUGGAUUCUGAUCACGGGAGAUUGAGCUUUUAUCUGAAUGGAAGGGCUUUGUAUUCUGAAGACGGGUCUCCGUAUGCUUUUCAGUAAGUUAUAACGUUGAUUACAUCGUAAAGUCUUAAUUUGGUGACAAUUGCACUCUGUUUUUAUUAGUAAAAUAAUGAUCUUAUACAUGUAACUUUGUUUAUGGUACUAUUUAAGAGCUCCGUUUAUCAUUUAAGCUUAAUAUGACAAUGAUGUUGCUUUUAACAAAGUUCAUAAUUAAUGGAAUCUUUCCAGACGACUACCCCGAGGCUUAUAUUACCCAGCCUUUAGUGUGAAUAAAGGUGCCGUGGUUACUGUACAUACAGCUCGUGCUGCCCCAAUACUGGAACGCGAAGGUACACCUUCACUACGAGAGAUAUUGUAA
Molecule: messenger RNA, 6077 nt
Organism: Bursaphelenchus okinawaensis
Lineage: Eukaryota; Metazoa; Nematoda; Chromadorea; Rhabditida; Aphelenchoididae
Source: the annotation of a GenBank genome assembly